Messenger RNA from Sparassis crispa, 426 nucleotides. RefSeq lists its product as hypothetical. The transcript is spliced from 5 exons. Lineage: Eukaryota; Fungi; Basidiomycota; Agaricomycetes; Polyporales; Sparassidaceae. Bases 1 to 426 code for a protein of 141 amino acids. The record is from RefSeq and is a predicted model, not a curated record.
AUGGUAUUCCACCCCAAUCCUGUCAGGAGCCUGUCCCGGUCUGCGCAAAGCGUUACGGUGCGGUCUGCGCAAGGCGUUACGGCGCAGUCUGUGCUGCGAGUCGACGAAGCCUUGAGCUCGAGUUCCCAGCGGCUCGACGGGCGUUCGACGUCGAGGAACAUCCCCUCUGCUACCCCUUCUGAAACAAGCACGCUAGUUGAUUUUCCUCUCGCAGACGAUGGGUCGACUGGAUAUGUCCAACAGCAACAACCGCCGCAAGAGGAGGCCGCCUCAGAUGACUCCGACGAUGCCCUCGACGAAGACUUCCAAGCGUGGACUAUGACGAAGAAGAAAAAGAAGACCGCGACACGGAUGCAGGGCCGCGCUGAUGCUGCGCGCACAUCCAGGUCCACAGAUGCGCAGGCGGCGCGAUCCUUCGUCCGAUGA